AUGGAAAUCCCAACUCCACCACCACCCACAACCAUCGUCGCCGCCGCGGCCACAGUUAAAACACCUGAUCCAGAUUCAGAGACACCGCAAUCGAACAACUUCGCUAAACAGCUCACACCACCGUUAAUCAACGGUGUCCUCAAACGACACAAGCCCUUCCACCACCUUCAACCACCACCAGUGGUGGUCACUUACAAAGAAUGUCUCAAGAACCACGCCGCUGCCAUGGGUGGCCACGCCAUAGAUGGAUGUGGGGAGUUUAUGCCGUCUCCGACGUCCUCCCCAUCUUACCCUACCUCGCUAAAAUGCGCCGCUUGUGGCUGCCACCGGAAUUUCCACCGCCGUGAACCAGACGAGUCGCUUUUCCCAUCACCAAAUAACCCACCCAUCCAACAUGUCAUCGAGUACCAACCCCAUCACCGCCACCACCCUCCACCUCCACAACCCAUACCACCUCCAGCUGGCGGAGCUAAUAGCAGCAGUCCCGGAAAUUCCCCAUCUCCACCACCGAUCUCAUCGUCUUACUACCCAUCAGCACCCCACAUGCUCCUCGCACUCAGUGCCGGUUUAACAGCUCCGCCGGCCGAAAACAACCACGGUAACCACAAUCCGUCGAUCCCCACCACGCCCGGCUCCGCCGUCGCCUCUGGUUCAAACCCAAAUGGGAAAAAACGAUUCAGAACAAAAUUCACUCAAGAUCAGAAGGAAAAGAUGCAUGAAAUCGCGGAAAGAGUUGGGUGGAAGAUGCAGAAACGCGAUGAAGAACUCAUUAACGGAUUCUGCAACCAAAUUGGUGUCGAUAGAAGCGUUUUCAAGAAACAACCCACCACCAUGACACCGGAAACAACCACCACCUUGAUACCGGAAACAACCACCACCUUGACUCCGGAAACAACCGUCACGACAUCGACCACCACCUCCAUCUUCAUAACAAUGGUAGUUUUAGCACCGGUGGAAAUGUGA
Molecule: messenger RNA, 963 nt
Organism: Lactuca virosa
Lineage: Eukaryota; Viridiplantae; Streptophyta; Magnoliopsida; Asterales; Asteraceae
Source: the annotation of a GenBank genome assembly